Phymastichus coffea is the source of this 3629-nucleotide messenger RNA. Its product is annotated as protein MMS22-like. The record is from RefSeq and is a predicted model, not a curated record. Lineage: Eukaryota; Metazoa; Arthropoda; Insecta; Hymenoptera; Eulophidae. Gene Ontology annotation, cellular component: nuclear replication fork. The coding region runs from base 118 to 3534 and encodes 1138 amino acids. Gene Ontology annotation, biological process: replication fork processing; double-strand break repair via homologous recombination. The transcript has 20 exons.
UUUGGUUAUUACCUAUCGGUUAGGAAUAGGUUUUUUACAACGACCGUAAAACAAUUCUCAAUAUAAAUAAAUGCAGGCGAAUCACAUAGAUAAAUAAUAUUUUGCUCGAAAAUUGAAAUGGAGAAUUUUGAUCCAACUUUCAAUUGUACUGGCAAAGUUAAUAUAAAUAAUUGGUAUAUCAAUGAUUCAAGCUUUUAUAAGAAGAAAGAUUUAGAUAUAGUUCUGAAUAACAAUAAAUCAUGUAGCAAUGGAAUUUUUAGUAUUUUUAAUUAUGAAACAACUGGCAUCAGUAUUCUGUUAAAGCUUCAACAUUUUAGUAGAUGUUUAGAUUCUAGAUUAAAACAAUUUGAAAGAUAUGAAAAAUUAAAUACUAUUAAUGAAACAUUUGAAUGUCAUCAAACAGUUAGCUUCUAUUUAUUAAGAAAAUCAACAUGUGAGUUUGUUUAUUACCUACGUAAUUAUUUGAAAUGUUUAAAGUCAGAGAAUUUUGCACUUAAAGACAUAAGUAGUGAUGCAGAAAGUGAUUUUGAUGAUUUAGUUGAUACAAUCAUUAAAUUUCUCAAUAGACUAAAAAACAUACCAACAUCAACUUUUCUUUAUGUUUCAUCAACUUCUGGAAAUUCAUCUAAGCACCCAGAAUAUCAUCUAUAUCACCUUCAUUUGGAUUUACGCUGGUUAUUAAUCACACUUCUUUAUGUAAAAAAUGAUCAAUGGGAUCAUUUGAAUGAAAUUACUGAUGAUUUGAAAAAUUGUAUAUACGACAUUAUUGCAGAUUUAAUAUAUAUAAAUAUGAAUAUAUUUGAAAGUAUUCCUAUUGUGGAACUACAAACAAAAACACCAUACAGCUGUACUUGUAUGAGAGAAUUAUGGUUGAUACUACAACUAUUAUUAGACGAAUUAAGCAAAAAGAAUGUAUCUAAGUGUUUUUGGAAUUAUUUUAAUUCUGCUUUGAAUAUGUUGUUUUUUAAUAACUCUAUGGAAGAGAUGCCUCAUAUAAAACAAUAUGGAAAUUUCUCAGAUUGCAAGAAUCCAGAAUUAUUCUGUAUAUGGUUAACAUACCAUUUAACAUUAUUGUAUGGGUAUGAUACAAAUGGCAAUUAUUUGAACAGACCAUCAAAUCGAUAUGAAGAAAUCCAGAUGAUAUUGAGUAAAGAGCAAGUAGAUAAAAUUUUGAAAGCAUAUGUCAUAAAAGGUGGUAAAGAAGGUGAACGAGAUGAAAUUGAUGAGGAACUUUGUGUCAUGAUACCUUUAUUACAACUUUUAUCUAUCAAUUGGGGGCAAUCAGAUUUUCAAUUAUUUGCAUUAUUAUGGGAUUGUUUUCAUAAGAGAUUAGAUAAACCAUUUUUAUUACAGACUCGUGGACCAUGGCUAACGUCAUCAGAAAAAAAAACUCCUAUGGACAUUUUGAACAGUGUUAAAGAUAGAUUGAAAAAUAACAAUGAAGCAAGCCAAGAAUCUAGCUUUAGCUUAUUUUUACAUUUAUUAGGAAUGUUUUUAAAAAAAAAUUAUAGUCGUACAGAAUCGAAAAUAUGGCAUCAAAUUAAAGGACGAAUUUUUAUGAAAAUCACGCGAAAAAAAUUAGAAGAAAGCACAGAAUGUGGCCUUUAUAAUUUUGUUUCUUUAUGUCUAACAUUAGCUGUUACUGCUGAUACGUGUGAUGCGACUAUAUCUAUGUUAAAAGUUACUCCAGAUGUCCAUAAAUGGACUGAUGCUGACAGUGCUAAAAAAUGUUGUUUGUUAUGGAAAAGUCAACUUGCUAUGUUAUUGUUAUACCAUGAAAAAAAGAUACCGCUGAAAGAAAUAGCAACCUAUUUUACAAAAACGGCUGAUACACUAUGUUGUAUUAAUGAAGAAAAUUCUCGAUCAAUGAUGGUAUGGUACAUCGAUGUUUUAAGAAUAAUUUUAACACAAAACAAUAACUUUGAAUGUGAUGAGCAUGAACUUUUGAGUGGUUGGAUUGAUAGAAUCCUUAGCGACACUGCCCCAAAUAGAGUUGGAGUUUUAAUUAGUACUCUGUUGAAAGUUUUUCUGAAAUGUGUACAAAAUCGUGAUUUUAUAGGAAAUCUAUUAAUGAGGAACGCUAUACUCCAACACGCCUCUGGUCGGGUUCGCACAAUGAUUACAGUUAAUGAUUUAAGUAAUAAUCUUUACGAGAACCUAACAAAAUUGGGGGUUGCACUUACAAUAGAAGCUUGCAAAGAUAAUGUUACACUUAAAUAUGGACAUUCAGCGGCAAAACUUUUUGUGCAUUAUACAACAUGUCCUAUUUUAAAUGAUAUGAGAGUACCUAAAUUAUAUUUGAAUAUACUUCUACAAAAUGAUUUGGCUAUAGAAUUUUUAAAAAAAGAAAAAGAAAUUAAAGAUUUUGAUCUUCUUUGUAUUCAGUUAUGGAUAAAAACAAAUAUUUUAACUAAAGAAGACAAUGAGGACUAUUUCUGUUUCAAAAAUUAUGUUGCCAACAUACCAGUAAUAAAAGAAAUUAUGAGUACAGAUAGAGAUUACUAUGAGUUUUUGCAAAGUAAUGAACCUUUAGCUAAAUUUUUACUUAUUGUUUCAAAAAAACGCAAGACAUUUCAGACUGAACAAGAGCAAAUGACUUUUGAUAAUAAAUGCAAGUCAUUUCUUUUUGGCAUUGAAAAGUGGGCUGUUCAACUUAUAAAUAACGAAAAUAAAGAUUCUAAACUAUCAACUUGGAUCUAUCAGUGUAUUGGAUUAAUUACAAAAACUUGGUCUCAAAUUUUAUACUCAAAGAAUGCAUCAAAUAUGCUAAAAACACUCAUUACUAAAAUAGCUCUACCUCUAGAUCAGGAAAGUUUGUCAUGCCGUAUUCAUUUAAGCCAGAAAAUAUUCUCCAUGAUCAUUUUAGGCUUUGAAAAUUUAAAUAUCAACGUUGACAUAUCUUUACAAAAUUUAAUAAGAGAACUCUUUGAAAGAUAUUUAUCAUUUUUAGUUAUACCAACUGAUAGCAAUGAACGCUCUUUUAAAUUGGCAGAUCAAUUGUCAAUGUGUUUCUUUGCUAAACCUGAUUUUACAAAGUCAAUUUUUUUUAUUUUGGCGAAAAAUUUGAUAACUUUACCACAAGACCAAACCACACAUUCAGCUUGUUAUCUGGUAAUGCAUUUACUAAUAAAUUUAAUCAAAGCCGGUAAAACAUACUCUAUAGAAAUAUUGGAUUCAAUAAUAUUAGAGUGUGUACCAAAUAUUCUGAGUUGUUAUUGCCGUGUACACGACUCGCAUCCUCAUAAAAAACAUACUAUGGAUUUUUUGCGGGAAAUCACAACAAGUCCUUACUAUCAAGAAAAUGUGUCAUUGAGAGAAAAGUUGAAGGACUUAACGUGGAAUGUAUUUAAAAAAACUACCAUACCGCAAUCAAAAGCAAGUUUUAACUUAUUAAGUUUUACUUUCAAGAUAGAUAAAGAACUUUAUAAGUACUUGUACACUAAAAUGGAAACAUUAGUUUGUGGAUGUGAAAAAAAUCAAUUUUCAAAUGCUGCUACUUUGAGAUUUCUACUCAACAGUGUAAAGAAGAUAUAAAAAGUGAAAUAGUAAAGCGGAUUCGUUGAAACUUACAAUUAUAGCAUUUAUUAUGUAUAUAUUCACAUGUCAUACUAAAUGUUUCUAUAAAAUUU